AUGCACGCAGACAAGCCGGGAGGCCAGCUCAAGCGGCUGCUCGCACAGCCGCAAGACAGGAGACGGCUAUUGCACGGAAUGCCUCUGAAUGCUCCCAGACCUAUGCUGAAAGCCUGCCGACCUCUGGUAUGGGGUGAAUGGGGACACUUGCAACAAGCUGUCAUACUGAUAUUAUGCCUACUGUCCCUGAAUAUACAUUAGGGGUUCAAUUGUCUUCUGUCUUACUGUCCCCUUUCUCCCCUUACGUCCCCAUAGAAUAGUUAUCACCAACAAAGUUAUAUUUGCUUUGUAGCAGAGGAUAGUUAAUACCUACCGGUGCAUGCAACUACAAUCACUUACGUUCACUUACAAGACACUGUUUUGAUUAGUCCAGCAUACUCUAACGGCUGCCCUGCUGAAGUAUCAACGAUAGCCUAGCAUGUUACUCUGAUUUUUCAAACACAAAUAUGUCUCCCUACCGAUGUGAUUACUCAUCUGCAUAACUAUGUGUACAUAUUUUCUUUAUGUGAUCCACACAUUACUAACAUGUUACCUCUACUAAUAUAAUUGGUGUAAAGCUACUUAACCAAGCCUGUCUAAAAUAUAAAACUGUGCCUGUUACUUCUAUGCCCCGCAUGUUAAGCGAGGAAUUGCCUGAGGAUUGCUUUUGGGGCCACUCUUAUGCACUGAAAAAAUAAAGAAUUAAAAAAAAAAAAAGAUUAAAUGCUGCCCCCUAAUUCACAUGGGGGCUUCGGCAAUAUUGCAAAUGGAUUAGGAACUCCAAGCACCAUAACCACUUAAGUGAUAUAAUUAACUGUCUGCUUUACACAAACGUUCAUUAAUCUAACUUUAUGAAGUUUACACUUUUAACCCUUUCCUGGCGGGCGAUUCGUCGUAAUAAAGCGUUCAUAAGGGGUUAAAUCCAGAAUAUCUCCUGUAACAGAGUCUGAGGCACAGCUCUAAUAAAUAUUUAGUCUGCAUUCGGCUCUCCCGGAUUGUUGCUGUAGGUUUGUGCGUCCUCGUGCAUUGCCUUGUCCACUGGUAAUUCAAUAGGACGUAACGCUAUGGAAAUCUAUGCAGAAAUGCGUACACACACUGCAAGGAAUCGCAGGAGCAAGUUUAUUAAUUCAUUUCUUUCUCUGGCUGUACAUUGUAUAUUCCGUCAAGGUAUGGUUUUAUUGAGGGCUUUUCGGCAUGCUGCGCAUGUUAAGCAGCUGUGCAGCAAGACACGUGCCCGAGGGUUAUUUGCCAGACAGCAAAUCGAAAAAUUUACAAAAUAUUAGCAGAGUUGGGAAAAUACUAAUUUUUUUUUCCUCUGGUUAUUUUGGCUUGGAUUUUAUAAUUCAGUUUAGAAUUACGUCAAAAUAAUAAUUACUUUACAUGGUAAUAGAAUGUUUGAUUUUAAAGCGAUAUUUUAUCAUAUUCUCACUGACCGUACGCCAUUUGCUGAAUGCCUGGGGAAGGCUUACAAGGGCUGCAGAGAACUGGUCUGCAGCUUUUACGAGCUGUUAACAGGAUUUACAUGCCAUUAAGCAUUUAAGACAAUAUAUCAGAAAAUACAAAGCACUAUUGUAUUAUUUUUUUUUAAGGCGAACAAACUAUUUGUGUGGGUUAAAUUUGGUGUCUAGUCAGGAGGUAAGGCCAGUAGUGACAUGCGUGUCAGUUAAAUGUUACAGGGUGAUGAUAGCACCCGAUGCUCCUGAUCAGUGCGACUGUUGGUUUUGGACCCAUGGGAUGAGGGGUUGUGGAACCUACUACCCUGUGGACUAGUGAGUUGUCUCGGCUGUCGAGGUCUAGGUUGCGAUCCCUGAGUGUGUACAUGGUAGUUGCCCUCACCUGCUGUCUGGGUUACCAGGGCCGGAUGCGUGAGAUUAAUAAAAUGUGCCGCUUUACCAACUAGUGCUAACCCACCAGCCACAAGGCAACGCACCUUUGAGAGCCCAAAACGGCUCCAAAACCUCCCGAGCCUGCUGCAUCGGUAAACAGGUGGAGGUCGGCGUUAGAGACCUCCAGGGCCUGCCAGUACGUUCUACUGUUAUAGGAGGCCAAGAAGGAAUCCCAGACCCCUAGAUCAUCCCGCAACGACCGAGUAAGAGUAGUUUCUAACAAGAAUCAGUUUCACUCAUCACAUAGUAGGAUGAUUGGAACUGCUCCAUAAACAGAAAGCAGUACAUACUGUGGUUGGUCAGCAACAAAGAGUAUCGGGAUCCAGGGGCUGAGCAGGUAUAAUGCCGCCAUGUAAAUGUGUCUCUCGGACAGCCGGGUGGAGCUGCAGGCAGUCUGCGAGGCGAGGAGCACUGCCACUCUCCAAUCACAAUCCCAGCAGCUUUUCUGAGUGUCUUCUGUCCUUCCUGCACUCCAGCUGCUCUCCCCCUACAAUCCAUAUCCUACUGCACUCCAGCUGCUCUCCCCCUACAAUCCAUCUCCUACUGCACUCCAGCUGCUCUCCCCCCCAGACUCCAGCUCCCACUGCACUCCAGUUCUCCCUUCCCCACACUCCAUCUCCCCCUGCACUCAAGCAGCUCUCUCAUAUCCCGCACUAAAACUCUAACAUCCUGCAGCUCUCCAAUGUCCUGCACUUCAACUCUAACCUCCCCUGCACUCCAGAUCCACCUCCGUGCUCCAUAUCUCCCCCCCCACAUCCAGCUGCACUCCAGCCUCCCCCCCCCACACACUUCAGCCCACCACCACCACAUCUCGGCAGGAAGAGGCCAUAAAAUGGCAGAUUUACCCCCCUUUCCCCCCCUCCGUGCUCCCACUGCCUUCACUACCAGGUACUAGCAACCUUCAAAUACCCAACAGCUCAUGACUAACAGUGAGCUUGUCUGUAGUGUUCUUGUGUGUCAAUGAGCAUGUUUGUAGUGAGAUUCUGUGUGUGUCAGUGAGCUUGUCUGUAGUGAGAUUCUGUGUGUGUCAGUGAGCUUGUCUGUAGUGAGAUUCCAUGUGGGUCAGUGAGCUUGUCUGUAGUGAAAUUCCGUGUGUGUCAGUGAGCUUGUCUGUAGUAAGAUUCUGUGUGUAUACCAAUGAGUUUGUACUAAGUUUGUUUAUUUGCAAGUGAAAAGACCAAUAUUUCUGUGUGUCAGUGAGGCUGUCUGUGCGUGCCUGCAUUCUGUAUAAUUUUAUUUUUUAACCUAAUAGGACCAAUAUUUUAAAGUAAAAAAGGAACACAGCAAUAAUAAGUUUAUAUAUAUGCUUAGUACGUGCUUACAGGGCUUGCAUACAUUUUUAUUCAAGGCUGCUUUGUAUUCCGGGUCUGGCCUUUGCAGAAAGCAGUUACAAGAAAGAAAAAAAUGACAAAAAAGACAAAACAUAUAGUGCAGCAGAAUGUGGGAAUUGAUCAUUCGCGCCAGGAAAACUUCUCAGAAAAGGAGCCGAUUAUUCUACAACACGUUCAUACGUCUCUCCCUUUGUUCAAGGGUAACCAGACAUCCUUUUGUUCGAUCAUAGUUUUGGGACAGAGGUGUAUUGUGGGAAUUCAUGUGAGAAGGCAGAACAUGUUGGCCUAUUUACAGUGGUUUAAUCAUGAUUAUUCACUAAAGUGUGAAUUGUGGGGAGGUAAUUUCAAAUUCAAAGCCCAAAGUAGCCGAAUGGUAAACCCAGCUGAUUGGGAGAAUUUUUUUCAAUUCAGUUAUUUUAGCCAAAAAGUUUAAAAUAUUAAAUUGCAUUCCUGGAAGUUCCCAGGUUAAUGAUUAACCCUGUUAGUAAUAAAACAAAUGUCUGGAUACAGAACCCGGGUUUUCCUGCUGUUUGUGACGUUAUUUACAGAACCCAGGUUUUCCUGCUGUUUGUGACGUUAUUUACAGAACCCAGGACUUCCCGCUGUUUGUGACGUUAUUUACAGAACCCAGGACUUCCUGCUGUUUGUGACGUUAUUUACAGAACCCAGGACUUCCUGCUGUUUGUGACGUUAUUUACAGAACCCAGGUCUUCCUGCUGUUUGUGACGUUAUUUACAGAACCCAGGUCUUCCCGCUGGUUUUGGCGUUCUUUACAGAACCCAGGGUUUCCCGCUGUUUUUGGCGUUAUUUACAGAACCCAGGUCUUCCCGCUGUAUUUGGCGUUAUUUACAGAUCCCAGGUCUUCCCGCUGUUUUUGGCGUUAUUUACAGAACCCAGGUCUUCCCGCUGUUUGUGGCGUUAUUUACAGAACCCAGGUCUUCCCGCUGUUUGUUGCGUUAUUUACGCUGCUUGCUUGUAAACAUGACAAGCAAACACUGGGUGAAUUGUGUCAGGAGAUAAAUACAUGAAUUCUGGAGUAAAGCAAGUAAUCUGUUGGCAUAUAAAUGGGGGCAGAAAAUGUCGCAGCUAUCGGUGAAGCAGGUGCGAGGUACUGGGAGCUUCCAGCCAUAUAAUUGGCCCAUUACAUGAUGCAGCAGUUAUAACGAGAUGGGAACAAUCGUUUAUCUCUGCCACUGGAUGACGAGUCCACCUGCUCUCACGCUCCCAGCAUGACGCUGGAGUUUACAGGACGUCGCUUUGUAACUUCUAAUUUCUAUAUCGUUCAACUAGACAACAGGAGCAAUGGAAAUUAUAUUUAUAUUAACAUGUGAUAAAGCACAAUCAAAUUUACCCCAAGUAGAGGAGUCGGAGACUUGCUUUUUUUUUACCCAUCUCCAGUACUGUGAGCUAAAGGGAAAUGUCAUGAUCACGGACUCAUUCCAUGAUGCCUCGAGCGUGUUUAUUCAUAACCUGGCUUUUACAGAGAUUCUCCUGAAAUGCUGCACGUACGCUCUUUGUGUAUGACACUGCCGGGGGUUAAUUAUUCACAAGCUUUUAUCAAAAUCACCUCUGCUUGCUUCCCUGGAUGCUUAUUUGAUUUCCCAGCUGGAGUUGGGACAUCUAGGGAUGGUCUGGACCCAUCCUACAUUUUGAGUUUCUGACAGGAGAUAACCUGAAUGACUCUGGCACUGUUCACCGGAUCGAGACUGUGCCGGGAUCCGGUGAAUCUUUGAUUAGGUAUCCCUUGGUCUACAGAUCACCAAACAGGGCGCUAUGUGGAGGGGAGCUCAGUGACGUGAUGAGGCAUCGAGAGAUACCAAGGACUUGUGGGAGCUCCCUUCUAUAAGGCUCGGGAACAAUUUAUUUGAGACCAGGACCUUCCAAGCUCAGCAUGGGACUCUCCACUGGUUCAACACAUGGCCGCAGUCAAACUUCAAACGGUUAUUGCUUGGGCUGGGCACCUCCGAUCCAGGUGCAUUUUGGACAGAUUGCACCCGAGAACCAGAUCUUUCCAGGGAUAUAUCAUGUUUGGGGAUUACUAGUGGGAAACCGUAUGUUUUGGGGAUACAAAUAUCUCUGUCACACAAUGUAAAGGAAAAUAGCUCAACCUAUCGUUACAUUUUAGUUGGCCAUUUGAUUGUGCCAUUAAUUUAAAGGGACAGCUCCUCUUAUACAGUUUGUCAGUUCACAGUUUAGCAAAUUCCAACUAAUGCUUUUGAUUUGCUGUAGUUUAGCGUUUAGCCUGCUGCUGAGAAAGUUGAGGAUUGUGUGUGAUCUCUGGUUUAGUAUUGGCCUGGCUAUGGCUGGGAUUUGAGUGCUGACGUCUCAGUUGGUUUGGAAACAAAAAUAAAUAGAUAUCCAUAAAACCCACUUGGCAUUUUCUAAGGAUUGUGAUGCGUCACUAAGGGCAUUAUGUCUGCCCCUGGCACAAUAUGUGUUUUCCAUUAAAUUUCUCAUCUGGAUAAUGAAUUAUUUCUGGGCUUUGUUGGCACAAAUCAAAUAGUCUCAGCAUUAUUCUCUGUAGCAAAUCCUCCCGACUGGACAUCCACUUACUGCGCCACUCGUCUAUGGAACAAGAGGGUGCGGAGGGUGAACGGGACUGUGGUUCCUACGGCUGAUUGACAGCUCCAUAUCCUAAGAUAUUCUGAAGCACAAUCUUCCUGUAUGUCGCUGUGCUGUGCAGGCGAUCCAAUCUCGUCAUUAAUUUAGAGGCUACAAUGAGUCUGCAACUGUCUUAGAUAGGGGUUUACUAACUAAUCCAGGAAUGGGAAAAUCGACAGAGAAAUUGCAAAUGUCAGGCCAGGUCAGCCUAGCCGGCAAAUGUCCCACCUCCAACUCCAUUACUUUGUUCUAAAAGUUACAAAUCCUUCGCCUCUAUGAAUAAUGAUUAAGCAAACCCUCAUAAUGGAUAUAGCGCCUGGCAUUUAAUCCAUUUAUGUAUAAUCCAUAUACACACACACGGCUCUUCACUAAACUCAGCGUUCUAGCAGGCAAGGGACAUGCAUCACUUGACAAUUAUUUUAAACUAGCAAGCACUCCUAAACAAAUCAACCAAAAUAAAGCAAGAAAACCUUUAAAAGUAUGUAAUAAAUUAUUAUAAACUUACUCUAAACUUUGUCAGAUUGCAUUGUUGGGCACUCCUCUUAACUAGGGGAGUUUCUUCAGCACAUCCCUCCUUCCCACCCAUAUCACUUUCAGACCAGUCCAUUAAUAACAGAAUUAGGGCAUCACUGUGCAGCAGCAGGAGAGAGUAACCCAACACCGAAGCCUUCUCUGCAUGGUCACACUGAAGAGACUUCCACUCUUUUUCCCCCCAGCAUGUUGCAAGGUGAUGAGAUCUUCCAGCUCUACUUGUGUGAAUCUUUCAGGCAUGUCCUGUCCACUUUUCCAGGAUCCCAAGGGAUAGGACACUGAUUGGCUAGAUCAGUGUCCCCCUGGAGUGAUUGUGGAAAGCAUAAGAAGGAAAAAGGUAAAUAUAAAAAAGUCAUAUUUACCUGCUCUUUUUUCAGCCUGCAGAGUGAGGUUACGGUCUCAUUCAAAGCUAAAGCUUUUAAAUAAGACAGUUGUCUCAAAGCCUUUAAAACCGAAAGGCAUAGGUGAUUUGGAAUAAAAAUUCUCCAACUUCGCUAUACGCUAUUUGUGCCUACGUUUUGACGGUUUGUACUUUCACUAUUGUAGCUGAACGUUUGCUGACGUUAUUGACUUGUUAACACUGAUAUAAUAAUAGGGAUUAAAGCAUUGUAUUCACUUAUUGAUCUGCUUUUACUAUAGGAUGAGAAAAACCAGAUGAUGACGACCAAUGUUUGGGUGAAACAGGUAGGUCUCCUAAAUGAUCUCUCUAUAUCUGGGUUAUAUGGCACAAUGUGAGGAGUUAUUGGGAGGAUUAUGUAGCACAAUGAGAGGUGUUUUAGAAUGUGAUAAAUUUAGAGCAAUUAUUUACCGGGAGGGAUAGAGUGGAGCAAUGGCGGUAGUCUUAGAUAAAAGGGGAGUUUAAGGGGUAAAAGGGUGAGAAAGGAAUUGUAUGGUGCAAUAGGAGGAAUUCUGUAGACUCAACUCUGCUUUUACACCCCCUUCUUCUCGCCCCAUUCAUUUUAUCUCGCUCUCUGUCAAAGGAAUGGAAUGAUUAUAAACUGCGCUGGGAUCCGUUGGAAUACGAGAACGUGACAUCGAUCCGAAUCCCGUCUGAGCUGAUCUGGAGGCCGGAUAUUGUUCUGUAUAACAAGUAAGAUAAUGGCGCUGUUCCCGGUUCUAGGAGACACCCCUUUAUUUUUAGAAUUAUGCCAAAUGAAAAGGACCUAGUAAUGUGUCACUUCUGCUGAAAAUGGGAGGAUACAAUCAGACUGGGAUCCUGAGGUUUAGAACACCCACAAAUAAACUCCACUGAUAAAAGCCACCAAAACAUAUUUUUCCAAAAAAAAUUAAGUUUGUCUAGAGCCGCGGUGGGCUAACAGAUGCGGCAGGGGGUCAGUAGCCACGGUCAUCCUUUAACAUGGGAAUACAUUUUCCAUUUACCGAGAUUAAACAAUGACAUUAUGCCAUUAGAGCUUUGUUUGUGAACUCUAACAUUAAAAAUCAGAAAAAAACCAAUUGUUAGCUUUUUAUCCAGCUCUGAACUGUGCUGAUACUGAAAUAUGAAUUGGAAAAACUUAGGCAAAAUAUUUCAUCUAGAAAAAAAGUGUCUGUUUGGCUACUUCCGGCUAUGCUUUACUGAUUGGAUUUUAAUUUGCUGCAAUUUGGAGUUUAGCGAAUAUCCUGGGGAAUCUGGGCAAAAGUCCUAAUUGCUCAUAAAAGUCACAAUUUUUCUGGAAAUUAACACUGUCAUGGAAUGGGGCAAGAGCUAACUCUUGUUAACCCUUAAAGCACUUGAAAAGGGGUCUGUGGUGUCCUCUUAAAGGAAAGCUACACAGUGUCCAUAACAUACAAAUUUGCCCCAAAUAGUUAGAGGGGGCUUUUAGAUUCAUGUGACCCUCUUUUUAGUUAAAACCCAAAACAGAAAAAAAACCUAUUAAAUUAAAUUAACCCUUUACUCACCUGUUAUCCAGUCUGUUAUCUGUAGCCGCAAUCUGCCUCAGCUGAUGUCAACAGGUUACCCCUUAUCAGCAAAUUACUGAUAGACAAUACCAAGACUUUUCACUAAACCUGAAUUGUAUUCAAAUGAAAUCCAAAUUGGAAAACUCGUCUACAUAAAAGCUUUGACUUGAGUCAGGGAACUUUUUAAAAUCACAUUUUGUUUUUAAAUUUAGAUUUAAAAAGUGUCUAAUGAUAAUACGCAGGGCACGGCUUCCAGAUGAAGUUCUGAAUUCCUUAAUAUCUUGCCUUAAAGUACAAGGACUUGAUGCAAUGAUUUGGUAGAAAUGUAGGGUGAAUGUGGCCCUUGUAUCCUAUGUGGAUCACCCGAUACAGCCUACAGGGACCUCUCUGUGAACCUAUCGUUUAGUUAUCCAGUCCCUGAUUACACAGGACACUCCGGUAGAAUAUUCUCACUAACCGGACAAAUUAAUUUAAAAAAUGAUUGUACCAGCAGGUAAAUCUGCCCGUUUUAUCUGGGACAUUAACAUGUGCAUACCAAGCAUUUUAACCCCUUUUUUUGUGAAAUGUACACGUGAUAAGGUCUACUUACCUUUGCAAAUCAAAGCAAUCUAAAAUGAAAUUUCUCCCAUAAUGCCCCAUUGAGCCAGCACUGGCUCUCACCCUGCAGAGAAGCUAAUUUCUCUACAUUCCUAAACCGAUAUUUCAUCUGUCACUAUUUUAUUAUGAAAUUUAAAAAAAGUAAGUUUUAUCGCCCCUUUCACCAUAUUCCCAAACCAGGCCUUAAAGUGACCAGAGACUCGGCCAGAUCGAGGGGAAUUAAACAAACCCGGGAGAACUUGAGAACUUAUGGCACGUCAAAUAAAUACAGCUUCAGCAAAGAGGCUAAUUUACUAAAUACCGAAUGGCGAUGAAUUGAAUACCAAACUGCAAUGUGUUCCCCAGAAUAGCUGAAUUGAGAAAAGUCUCGAACUCGCAGCGUGUAUGUUUUAGUCUAAAUUUUGCCAUUGAGUGUUAAGUGAAUAUGCCCCAAUACGUGGUACUUCACCAUUUUAUUUAAUGCGAGUGUGAGCCUUGUGCACUUCAGUUGUUAUAGACCGUAUUAUGGAUUUUCACUGCACACACGGAAUGGGGUAGAAUCGCACUGCUAAAAAAAAGAGCUAGCAACUGGUCACUUUUGCACCUUGUGCAGCAAUAUUUGUGGACAGUAACUAGACGUUUGUGGUACAGAUGGCACCCCAGUUUCUAUUUCUGGUGGGCAUCAUGUUCUAUGUGAGUGCAGACCCCCAGCUGUGUUCCGAUGGGGUCGUUUUGCUCACAGAGACCCAUUACCAGGAUAAAUUCUCCCCACCAAAACCACCACCAGUAAUCGCGUGCAUAACCGAGAGGGCACUGAAAGAGGUCUCAAUAACUACCCCCAAUCCAUUAUACUUGUAAGCAUGAAAGUAUUUGAUGUGAAACUGUGAAUAUUUGCAUCAGGCUUUAUAUAUUUUUCAUUUGAUUGCUGUAAUUAAUGUGGUGGGGGGGGGGGGUACUUUGUGCUGGAUCUAAAUGCUGGGGUUUCACAUUAUAAGAACACACAGGGGACACGCGAGAGGAGGCUCCUCUGUGGAUUAGCUUUUACCAUAAAAGACUUGUCUGAUUAUCAAAAGGUCUUUUAAAGAUCUAGGCUGAUGGGCUGCAGACAUUUUACUGAGAGAUAAAAGUUUCUUUCUUUGAACAGAACGUCAUCCUAAUCAUCUCUUGCUCACCUCUUAAUUUGUGAUUAACGUAUAAGUGCAGCGUUCAGGAGGGAGAUAGAGGAGGGAGGGGGGGGAGUGCGCUCAGGAUUAAAUUAACUCUACAAUGCUGGGCAAUAAUAGCGCACAAGAGUUAGAGCCCAAAUUGAUACUAAUGGAAAUCAUACCCGGGUCCAGGCGAGGUAUUUACUAAGCCCCAGCACAGGCGCCCCGUUGGUUACAGCCUCCAUAUUGUGUUGGCGGUUGCUGGCACAGGGUGGUAUUUUUUGCUAAUGUACAAACAUCCCUCUUUAUUAAUAUUUGUUGUUCGGGAAUUGCUUAGCUGGGAAGGAUGGGUUUUAUAUCCAGAAGAACACUUACAUUGCAUAAUUAGACUUUGAUAUAAGAGGCAGGCAAUUAGAGAUAUUAUGUCGCAGUAUGAUAAAACUUAAAACAUAAUUGGAGAGCUGCAUCGAAGCACCAGCUAAGAAGCUCACGUCUAAAGUGCAGGUACAAAAUUCAGGGAGAACAUUUAUUGCAAUCUGUGCCCGUGUUACCCAAUUAGGCAAAGAUGGUAUCAAUUGACCUGCAAAGCGGUCACGCCAGGGCUUGGUACCCACUUGGAUCACAUGGUCCUUUCCCCCUAAUGUCUGCCUACUAAGCCCUAAUUCGGCAGAGAUUUGGGCUUUGUAUCUGCCAUGUUGCAGCUAUCACUUCCAGUUACCACACACUGGGAAGGAACCGGCGCGUUUUACAGCCUAGCCAGGCUCAGCAAAACAAACUGCAUGUUAACCUUUAGUGGAGUGACAGGAAAUGGAAGGGACUGAGCUGCACGUGGCUAUGACCUUGCCAGGAUUUGCUAUGCAGCAUCCUGGGAUUCAUGGUACGAUUGGGAUUUGCAUCAAAUGCCAGGUUAUGCCAGGACAAACCUUAAUAUGAUGGAUUUAAAAAAUAUUCUCAGAUCAGAACCAGCUAUUAUUCAUAGUUAUAUAUAUAUAUAAAAUGUAUUUCUUUAAAGAUAUUUCUGCGCUUGUUCGGCUGUGUUGUAGGCUCAGUUUUAUUUAUUGAAAUAGAGUUACAAAAAUAUAAAUCCUGCAUAUGAAAGCAGUACUGCUCCUGUCAUGUCUUUUUCCAUUCCUUUUUGUUAUAUUUAAGGCUGGUUUGAAUUUUUUUUUCCUUUUUCAUCAAAAUAAAUUCAUCGGGGAAAAUCAUGGGGAUUUCAGGAAAGGCCUAGGGGUUAUGACUUUGGGUGGAGUCAUACUGGGGGACAAGUUUGGUGUGACGUGAGUUGAAGUCUAUGUCCAAUGGAGCAUAAGAGGAAUGUUGGUGCAUGAUGGGAGUUAUUAGUAUGUGCUGUGUAAUGGAUGAAGUUCUCUAGUCGGGUUGAGCUUGAUGGGAGUUAGCCACGAUGUGAAGAAUGGUUAUGGUGGCUGGGUCACUGGCGUGCUCAUUCAUUAGCAGAGAAGGCGAGAGAUACGGUGACAGGAUGGGGAGCUGAGCCGCUGUCAGCAUUUCAUCCUGUUCCCAGCUGUGGGCGCUGAUGCCAAACUGUCUAACGCAGGAGCAGAGACAUUGUUAUUGUAAAGACAAGGCUGACGGAAGGAAGAGAGCGGGCGAACGAUAUAAAUAACAUUAUUAAUAUUUUAUAUAACAAGCACAAAAUGAGAAGGUACGGCUUGAGAAAAAUAUCAAGAAUCUGACCUAGAAAGAAAUAGAAUCACAACUGGAUAGACCUGGCCAGCAGAGCUUACACUCUAGCAGGUAAUUUGGAAAGAGCAAUGUUUAAAACAUGGGGGGAAAUAUUGUUUGUGCAUCCAAUCGUCCAUAGUUUAACUCUGUGAUUGCUGGUAUGUUUAAGGAUAGGUAGGCUUUAUUCACAAAACAAGAAAAAUUGACACGGGAAUGGUAAAUAGUGGGAUAAUCCACAGAAUAAUUACGGUGUUUGUAAUGCAGAUUAAAACAUUCCCUGUGAAACCUGCAUCUACAACAGGAAUUCAGCAAUGCAUACCAAGUGUCAUUAUUUAGGAGGGACAGUCCCUGUUUUGGAAUCAAAUCCCUAUGUCCCUCUUUUCUAGGAGUUCCAUAUUGUUGGUGUGUCUGAGUGUAUAACAGAGCUCCACAGCAAUAAUACUCCCAGUAAUGUGUCGGAGUGUAUAACAGUAAUGUGUCUUUAAACUACAAUAAACGAGUUUGAAAAUCAGUCUGUGUAAAUAAGAUACAUUGUUCUUGUUAUAAAUUAAAUUUUAGCUGUAUCAAUUAAAGUUAGUAAGUCACCUAUAAUUUCUCAGAACAGCACUGCCCCUGAUCACACCUCCACUCACACUCAGAAUAGCCCCGCCUAUGGCCACACUCACACUCAGCACAGUCCUGCCCCCCAGCCACACCCCUAAAAUUAAAGUGUCCCCCUUUGUCCAUGUGAAAUGUUAGGCCAAAUGGUUAUUCGUUCCACCCAACACAAGGCCUUCGUCAUACUGGUAGCAAGACCAGUUUUCCCACCAGGAACUAAUGACCGAGAGCGUCCCAUAACGCUUUCUAUCAUUCACAUAUAAGGGAGAUUUGUGUCACGCAGUCACACAUCAUUCCAGUAAACCACUAGGGAUUACCCUAAAAUGCUAAACCAUAAUGUCGGCCACUGGAGGGACCCUUUAACAAGAGUAUCUCAAAUUGUAGGCCAAAAUCAAUCCAAAAAUAGUAGAUUUGACCAAUUUUUCAGCGUAACUUUUUACCUAUAAUUUGCAAUUCCCUUCUGAGUUUCAACCAAUAAACCCCAACACGACAUUUACUAAAGGAAACAUUUUUAAGUGUAAUUUGUCAUUUAUUUUGGAGACGUAUUAUAUAGCAGAGCUUUUAUCUGUAAUAAUUCGGUUGUGAUAAAUGAUGUGCAGAAUUCUGAUAAUGCCCUGGUUUGUGCAGACAUUCGCUAUAUCCCCCCAAUAACAGCCAGGUUAGGAAAGGCUCCUGUUGAAUCACUUAAAUCGGAAAGCCGGUCAAAGAUUUAAUAAGUCAACAGCGAAGGAUUGAGAUCGGCUUAAUGCGAACGUGCUGGAACGCAGAGCUGUGUGUUUGACAAACCCGUGGGGAAUUGCAAAUCUUGUUUCCUCACAACCCCACCGCAAUUAAUUCAACGCUUCCAGUUCCUGUCAGUCUUGAAAGGCAUAUAAUGAAUGGUCAUAUUCGGCCAAAAAUUAUCUUCCUUCAUUAGCUAUCAGAGAAAUUAGCAUAAUCCGUACUUUGAAUCCGUGUUCAAACAUGACUGUCCGCCACGUACACUCUGGCCGUCAUUGUGGGACGUUAUCCAACUAACUGUGCGGUUAAAUUGCUUAAUGAAUAAAAGUAUUGGAUAUUCAGAACAUGAGAGAAAUUAUAUCAUGUAAAAUGUGAUAAAACAGAAAACGUGGACUAGAAAAACCUGUGAAUUCAAUACGGUUUAGUUAAUAUAACCCAGAGACCCCAUUUAUGGACACUUAAAUUCAGAGACAUUCUUUUCAGAAGGAAUUAUUGGAUAUAUAAUCGAUGGUUACAGUUUGUAGGGCAUUCACAAUAUAGACUCUUGCAAGAGGUCCAUCUAACGCCCAGAAUUUCUCUACUCACCCAGAAUCUACUAAUUUUUCUUUAAGAUGUUCUAUUUCAUAUAAUUUUUUUUCUUUCCAUAGUGCUGAUGGGGAUUUUGCCGUUACCCACCUGACAAAAGCACACCUAUUUCAUGACGGAAGGAUAAAAUGGAUGCCGCCUGCCAUUUACAAGAGCUCCUGCAGCAUUGAUGUCACCUUCUUCCCCUUCGAUCAACAGAACUGCACCAUGAAAUUUGGAUCCUGGACUUAUGACCGAGCAAAGAUUGACCUGAUCAGUAUGCACAGUCAUGUUGACCAGUUAGACUACUGGGAAAGUGGCGAGUGGGUCAUUGUCAACGCAGUAGGCAAUUACAAUAUCAAGAAGUAUGAAUGUUGCACUGAAAUCUACUCCGACAUCACAUAUUCCUUCAUCAUCAGAAGGCUGCCACUAUUUUACACAAUAAACCUCAUCAUCCCCUGUCUUCUAAUAUCAUGUUUAACUGUGCUGGUCUUCUAUCUGCCCUCGGAAUGUGGAGAGAAGAUCACACUCUGUAUCUCUGUGCUGCUUUCCUUGACUGUCUUCCUGCUGCUCAUCACGGAGAUUAUUCCAUCCACGUCCUUGGUCAUUCCACUGAUUGGCGAGUACCUUCUCUUCACCAUGAUCUUUGUCACGCUCUCCAUCAUCAUUACUGUGUUUGUGCUAAAUGUUCAUCAUCGCUCCCCACGCACCCACACCAUGCCUGCUUGGGUGCGCCGGAUAUUCUUGGACGUUGUGCCUAGAGUACUUUUCAUGAAAAGGCCAGUGAAAGACAACUGCAAAAAGCUAAUUGAGUCCUUACAUGCCAGAAGGCUCAGCCCAACACCAAGGAUGUGGUCUGAGACAGAGGUUGAACCCACAUUCCAAAGUUCAUCAUCUCCUAGCCCAACCAGCCAGCGGGGAUCGCCCACAUCAUCGUACUGUCACCAGCUUGAGCAAACAGUCAACUCUCAAGUGGUCUGCAAGUCUCCAUCGGGACAGUACUCUAUGCUGUGUGAGGAAUCCACACUGACCAGCUGUCCUUCUCCACAAGCCCAGACCCAUCUGUUGGCAGAAGCCCACUCCAACCUAAUGCCCAAGAUGCGCUCUGUAAGUGUCCAGCAAAUGUACACCCCCAAGGAAGUGAAUGAGGGGACAAUCCGCUGCCGCUCCAGGAGCAUCCAGUACUGCUACCUGCAUGAGGAUUCCUCUCAGGCCAACGGUCAGUCCAGCAGCUCCCCGCUGUCCCAAAAAUGUCAAAUGCAUGAAGAGCAAUCAGGGAGCCAAAGUUCACAGUGCAAAUGCAAGCCCAAGAGCCAGGAGAAACCAAGCAGUGCUGGGCAAGUUGCCAAAACAGUCAGUGCCAAAGAGCAGCAUGUCCUCCUAAUGUCCCCAUCGCUCAAGCUGGCCAUUGAGGGAGUCCAGUACAUAGCCGACCACCUGAGAGCAGAGGACGCAGACUUCUCUGUGAGUGUGAAAUUUUAUCUUAUCAGAACCUUGAACAACACAUAUCGAAUUUAUAUUUCAUUAAUGCAGAUACGGCCGAGAACAUGAGAUUAUUUAGAUGACAGGUGGAGGGGUAGGUGUUCUGAUAUGUGUUAGGAGUGGUAAGACAAUCCUAAUAAACAGAUGAUCAUGUACCCAAUUUUAAAACCUAUAUCUCUGUAUUAGGAUCGGGGUAUGUGACUGAUCUCUCUGUAUUAGAAUCGGGGUAUGUGACUGAUAUCUCUGCAUUAGGGUUGGAAUACACUAUAUCUGUGUACUAGCGUUGGGGCACAUGAUAUCUCUCUAUUAGGAUUGGGGUACCUGAUAUCUCUCUAUUAGGAUUGGGGGACACGACUGAUAUCUCUGCGUUUAGAGUAGGGUACAUGACUGAUAUAUCUGCGUUAGGAGUGGGGUACAUGACUGAUAUCUCUGCGUUAGGAGUGGGGUACAUGACUGAUAUCUCCCUAAUUUCCCUCUACAGGUGAAGCAGGACUGGAAGUACGUUGCCAUGGUAAUUGAUCGAAUCUUCCUCUGGAUGUUUAUAAUAGUCUGCCUCCUGGGCACAGUUGGCCUUUUCCUUCCGCCCUGGCUGGCCGGGAUGAUCUAA
Molecule: messenger RNA, 15601 nt
Organism: Pelobates cultripes (western spadefoot toad)
Lineage: Eukaryota; Metazoa; Chordata; Amphibia; Anura; Pelobatidae
Source: the annotation of a GenBank genome assembly